Molecule: messenger RNA, 1620 nt
Organism: Panicum virgatum (switchgrass)
Lineage: Eukaryota; Viridiplantae; Streptophyta; Magnoliopsida; Poales; Poaceae
Product: CMP-sialic acid transporter 1-like
Exons: 8
Coding region: 154-1122 (322 amino acids)
Biological process (GO): pyrimidine nucleotide-sugar transmembrane transport
Cellular component (GO): Golgi membrane
Molecular function (GO): pyrimidine nucleotide-sugar transmembrane transporter activity
Source: RefSeq, a predicted model, not a curated record
UAAAGUGCAAAAACCAAGUUCAUCGUGCUCGCAUCGUCCAGUCAGGCCUCCGUAGUGGUGCCGUGGCGGCUGCCGCCCGCCUCCAAUCUCAGCCUCCGUAGAGAAAGAGGGAGGAAGAGACCUGGACAGCGCUGCGGCGUCGAAGGGGACACGAUGCAGUGGUACUUAGUGGCCGCGCUCCUCACCGUCCUCACCAGCUCCCAGGGUAUAUUGACUACUCUCUCCCAGAGCAAUGGCAAGUAUAAGUAUGACUAUGCAACCAUUCCCUUCCUAGCAGAACUCUUCAAGUUGUCUGUAUCAAGUUUCUUCCUUUGGAACGAAUGCAAGUCUUCAUCCCCACCAAGGAUGACAAAGGAGUGGAGGAGUGUGCGGCUAUAUCUUGUUCCUUCAAUAAUAUACCUCGUCCAUAACAAUGUGCAGUUCGCAACCUUGACCUAUGUUGAUCCAUCUACCUAUCAGAUAAUGGGGAACUUGAAAAUUGUCACAACCGGAAUUUUGUUCAGGCUUGUCCUAAAAAGGAAGUUAUCAAAUCUACAAUGGAUGGCGAUUGUUUUGCUUGCUGUUGGUACAACUACUAGCCAGGUCAAAGGAUGUGGAGAUGGACCAUGUGAUUUGCUUUUCUCAGCACCAUUACAGGGUUACAUGCUUGGUAUACUUUCUGCUUGUCUUUCAGCACUAGCUGGUGUCUACACAGAAUACUUGAUGAAGAAGAACAAUGAUAGUUUGUACUGGCAAAAUGUACAGUUAUAUACGUUUGGAGUUAUAUUCAACAUGGGGUGGCUAAUUUAUGGCGAUUUCAAAGCUGGAUUUGAGUUGGGUCCAUGGUGGCAGCGCCUAUUUAAUGGCUAUUCUGUCACAACAUGGAUGGUUGUGUUUAAUUUAGGGUCCACUGGUCUACUAGUAUCAUGGUUGAUGAAGUAUUCAGACAAUAUAGUCAAGGUGUACUCAACUUCAAUGGCCAUGCUAUCAACGAUGGUUUUAUCCAUAUACCUUUUCAGUGUGAAAGCAACAAUUCAGCUUUUCUUAGGCAUUAUCAUCUGCAUAAUUUCGCUGCAGAUGUAUUUUAUGCCUACCCACAUGCUUGUUGAAUUGCCACAAACAUUACCUGUUACAUCAAAGUAGGCUUAUGGCACUUUAGCUAACCUGAUCGGAGUGUAGAACACUGUUUAUCUGGGGGCAAGAAUCUGUUUGAUUGACCUGUUUGGGCAAAUUUGUGGCUGGAAUCUCAACUGAUGUGGUUAGUUUCACGAUGCAGAAAAGGUGAAUUAACAGUGAAGUGAGCUUGUUAUACCAAUGUAUAAAAACUUUAACUCCUACAAGCUCUCCUACUGUUUUUCAGGUAAAAGAUGGGAGGCUGAUUGGUAUUGUUUUGUCUUAGGGAAAAGGGAAUGAAAGCAAACUUUUUGAGUUUUUUCAAAUAGUGCAAAACUGUCCAUUACUUAUAUCCAAAAGUGACAGUAUUGAUAGAGUAGGAGUAGAGACGAAACUGGCAAGUACAACGAGUUAUGUCAUCUUGCAAAGUGUGUUAAUUCUCUCCACAUUACACCGAUUAUUUUUUCCCUUACAUUUUAUUUUCAUGUAGGUUUCUGUUCAGGAAAUAUUCAAAAUGAACAUGAUCGA